Molecule: messenger RNA, 1633 nt
Organism: Amborella trichopoda
Lineage: Eukaryota; Viridiplantae; Streptophyta; Magnoliopsida; Amborellales; Amborellaceae
Product: nuclear localized protein
Biological process (GO): recombinational repair
Source: RefSeq, a predicted model, not a curated record
AUAUUGAAAUCGAGAGAGAUCGGGCCAUGUGAGUUAUUCGAGCUUCGAGGCCUACGAAAAUGGCGACUUGGGAAGCUCUGGACGUGGAUGAUUCAGACCUUCAAACCUUAUUUCGACCCAAAAAUCAAGUCAUGGACUCUUCUCAGAUACCCAACUUCACUUCUCAAAGAGAUCCAAUUUUCUCUCUUUCAAGUUCCAUGCCACCUCUCGUACCCUGCUCUAAUUCAAACCAGUCCAGGAUUCCAUUAUCUGAGAAUUCCCAAAUCACAAGAAAUGAAGAGUUAGAUGUUUUUUCUGAGAAAACUAGGGUCUCGCAGAGUUCAGUCAGGGUUUCGAGUGCAACUCCUGGACCCUCCUUUCAAGUUGCUUCUUUAUUUGAAAAUGAGCAGUGUGAUAGAAAUUCACAAAGCAAUUUAAAUGUUUCAGUCAAAGAAAUUAGGGCUCCUCUGAGUUCAAGUGGGGUUUCUGGGCCGAUUCAUGGAAGUUACAGGAUUGCUGCUUCUUUGUCCCAAAAUGACCAAUAUCAGAGUAAUUCACAGGACAAUUUCGAUGACCCUGUUGAAGAAAUUAGGGUUUUUCGAGGUUCAAAUAGGCUUUCUCGUCCAAUUCCCGGACCAGCUGGGGCUAUUCAAUCGGCUAUGCAUGACAACAAUUUUAGAAGUGAUAAUGUUUCUUUUACUGGUUCUCAAUGUGGAAAUGGGAGAUCUUUAGGUAUUUCUGUUGGAGAUGAUAUUGAUUUCCAGAGGAAUUCUUGGCUAUGUGCUAUGGAUUUUAUCAGAAGAGAAAAUGGGUGCACAGGGAUGGAUGGAUUUGAUUUGAGGUCAACUAUAAGCUCCAUCGAGAUGCGACGGAACAUCGAUCGUGUGCCCCAGGUUGUGGGUAUCAUCAAAUCUUGCAAAUCGAAUGGCUUUGGGGAUAUGAUUGUUACUCUAAAGGAUCCAACGGGGACAAUAGUUGGUUGCAUCCAUCACAAAGUUCUUACAAACGAUGAAGCCAGAUGGGAUAUAUCAGUUGGAUCUGUUGUAAUCCUCAACCAGGUCGUGGUCUUCUCUCCUGCUCGAGCCACACAUUAUUUGAACAUAACAUUGAACAAUGUGAAGAAGGUCUUCAGUAAAGAAAGUGAGCCACCUCCCAAACAAGCAGCUCCUGCCUAUGCAGUCAGAUGCACAACCUCAGCUGCACCAGCUGUGCAAACCGUAGUAGCAGAGACGUCAAGAGAGAUGAGAGACAAAUCAUGGACACCAAACCAAGGUCAAGUGAACAAUCGAGCUGACCUUCACUGUCCAACCAUGGAAACUGAAGCAACAGAGACUUCAAGAGUAAGGGGAGAGAAUUUAUGCACAGCAGGUCACAAGACUGAUCAAGCUGAAUGUCACUCUCCAAACCCCAUCAAGUCUCCACAAAGAAGUCAUGUAAAUGCAGUCGAAGCCCCUAAUCAGAGAUGCACCUUUGCUAGGCUUGAUAAUACGAUAUCAGCCAGGACUGAGCAUGGAGUGACUGGGAAGUCUGUAACAAACUUUUCAGUGGCAAAUUGGACUGAUGAGCAGAUUGAUGAGCUUCUGGCUGAUUGUGAAGACAUGUUAUUUUGAUCAAUGUGAUUACCUUUCAUAGCUUUGAUCAUUUUUAUGGCUUG